AUGCCACGUAACGGAGAUGGAUCAAGCGACAAUGGGCCCAUUGAAGGGCAUGAAAUUGUUCAUGGCGCCUCUGGAGAUAAAACCCUCCAGCAUACCAAACAUGUUGCUCCCAUGCCCGAAGCCGAAGCCGGAGACUCUCUCCCCGGCAUGGGCGCCGGCGGCGUCGCAGACGUUGUCCAAGGGGACUCUGAGGAAUUCGGCACCAACGAGCCCAAGAAAGAUCCUCUUGACGUCAAUGACAACAACAACGCGGACACACCCAUGGAGGAUCGCGACACGUCCUCCUCUCGACCCUCAGGCGCCAAGCGUCAAAAGACCGGCGACAUCGACGUCUCCGGUUCCCAAAAGACGUCCUCUACGUCUACAUCUAAGUCCACCUCCACCUCGACGUCUCACGUAAACAGGAAGACUAAAUCAGCUGCUCAAUCCAUGCCUGGCUCUGGCUCUGGCUCUGGCUCGGCUGGGUCCGCGGACCCCAACGAUCUAGAUCAAAUCGCGCGCCACAAGGCAGAGAAGUACGUUGCGCUAGAUCAAGACGAAGUCGCCAUGUCGUCUGCCAACACUGAGGCGGAGAAGCGCGAUGCUCGCGCUGAGAGAGGCGCUGAUGCAUUGGACGAGGCGAAGACGGGAGGUAAGGCGAGUGGAGAGAAGAAUGGGGGUCAUGCUGAUGUUGAGGAGAUGCAUGGGAAGGCCGAUACAAAGAAGAAUCAAGAACCUCGUUCUGGUGCCGGGGAAAGCGGUGGUAAGAAUGCGGGUAAGGGUGCGAAUGGACAUGCGGAUGGGAAGACCAAGAUGGAAGGGGGCAAUGACCUUGACAAGGUGCAGAGGCAUCAGGCGGAGAAGUUUGGGUCGGUGAAUUUGGAGAAUGAGUAG
This is a messenger RNA of Plenodomus lingam JN3, 873 nucleotides long. RefSeq lists its product as uncharacterized. Lineage: Eukaryota; Fungi; Ascomycota; Dothideomycetes; Pleosporales; Leptosphaeriaceae. The record is from RefSeq and is a predicted model, not a curated record.